Messenger RNA from Hippocampus zosterae (dwarf seahorse), 3346 nucleotides. RefSeq names its product ribosomal protein S6 kinase, polypeptide 5 (gene rps6ka5). Gene Ontology annotation, molecular function: ATP binding; calcium-dependent protein serine/threonine kinase activity; magnesium ion binding. Gene Ontology annotation, biological process: intracellular signal transduction; peptidyl-serine phosphorylation; regulation of DNA-templated transcription. Gene Ontology annotation, cellular component: nucleus; cytoplasm. Bases 556 to 2988 code for a protein of 810 amino acids. The record is from RefSeq and is a predicted model, not a curated record. The transcript has 17 exons. Lineage: Eukaryota; Metazoa; Chordata; Actinopteri; Syngnathiformes; Syngnathidae.
AAUAAUUGACCGCUCUUCCACGUUUUUAUUAAUCAAUUUAAUGUAGUUACAAACGCAUUUUAAUAUGAUUUAUGAUGUCACUAAAUCAUAAUACAGUAAUUUUCAUCCUAUCAAACAUGAGUCAACUGAAUCCAAUUGACUGAAAAUGUAUUUUAUGGGACUUAAUUUUAUUUCAAGGAACUUCAGCACCGGAGCUCGUACAGUUCUGACGGAGGCGGGACUUGCCUGUCGUCAGUUUUCAAACAUCCAAUCAAAGAACGAGAUUUUACGUAGCAACACCAAUGAGCACCAAGGGGCUGCCUGGUUGCGAAGGUAGAGGCAAAGUAGUGUUUCCACUGACUGACUGCCUGGCUGGCUGUGCUGGCUUCAUGUUGGCAACCGAAGUGGCAACAUACGGGCACGUAAAAAUGUCGGUGCCGUGUGUGAUAAAACCUUUAAGUUCGUACCAAGGAUUAUUUGUUUAAUGUAUUAUUUUUUUAUCCUUUUCGGUCAAUCGAACCUCGGAACCUCGCCGGGAAUCGACGAUCUGAACUGGAGCCCAAAGAAAUCAUCACAAUGCCAUCGCCGAUGGAGGGACCGUCCAGAGAGUGUGACCUCUUUACGGUGAAACAUGAGCUGAGGAACGCCAACUUGACGGGCCACGUGGAACGGGUGGGAAUAGAAAACUUUGAGCUGCUCAAGGUGCUUGGCACUGGAGCGUACGGCAAGGUGUUCCUGGUGAGGAAGGUGAGCGGCCACGACGCGGGCAAGCUGUACGCCAUGAAAGUCCUGAAGAAGGCCACCAUCGUGCAGAAGGCCAAGACGGCGGAGCACACGCGCAGCGAGCGUCAGGUGCUGGAGCACAUCCGCCAGUCGCCCUACCUCGUCACGCUCCACUACGCCUUCCAGACCGACACCAAGCUGCACCUCAUUCUCGAUUACGUCAAUGGCGGCGAGCUCUUCACGCACCUGGUGCAGCGGGUGCGCUUCAAGGAGCAGGAAGUGGCGCUGUACAGCGGCGAGAUCGUGCUGGCGCUGGAGCAUCUCCACAAGCUCGGGAUCGUGUACCGCGACUUGAAGCUGGAAAACAUAUUGCUGGAUUCAAACGGUCACAUCGUCCUCACAGACUUUGGCCUCAGUAAAGAAUUUGAUCAGGUGGAUCGAGCCUUUUCUGUGUGCGGCACUAUCGAGUACAUGGCUCCUGAGAUUGUGGAAGGAGGCGAGUCCGGACAUGACAAGGCGGUGGACUGGUGGAGUCUGGGCGUUUUGAUGUACGAACUUCUGACCGGCGGCUCGCCCUUCACCGUCGACGGUGACGAGAACUCGCACACAGACAUCGCCAGGAGGAUUCUAAAAAAAGAUCCUCCUUUCCCCAAAGACAUGGCGCCACUGGCCAAAGACAUCAUCCAGCGGCUGCUCACCAAAGAUCCCGAGAAGAGGCUCGGCUCAGGUCCAAACGGGGUGGAGACUGUCAAGAAGCAUCCAUUUUACCAGAAGAUCAACUGGGAGGACCUGUCGGCCAAAAAGGUGCCCGCCCCAUUCAAACCGGUCAUCCGGGACGAGUUGGACGUCAGCAACUUUGCGGAGGAGUUCACGGAGAUGGACCCCACCUACUCGCCCGCCGCUCUGCCGCAGAACUGUGACCGCAUCUUCCAGGGGUACUCUUUCAUGUCCCCCUCCAUCCUGUUCAAGAGGAACGUGUUGAUGGACGACCCCGUCCAGCUGUGCGGUGGCUCCGAGCGGCCCGGGUCGGUGGCAGUGGCCCGCAGCGCUAUGAUGAAGGACUCGCCUUUCUAUAUGAGCUACGAGAUGGACCUCAAGGACAGCGCUUUGGGCGAGGGGAGCUUCUCCAUCUGCAGGCGCUGCACGCACAAGAAAACUGGGCAGAAAUACGCCGUCAAGAUAGUCAGCAAGCGGAUGGAGGCGCAGACUCAGCGGGAAAUCGCCGCUCUGAAGCUCUGUGACGGCCACCCAAACAUUGUCAAGAUGCACGAAAUUUACCACGACCAGAUCCACACCUAUCUGGUCCUGGAGCUGCUCGGCGGAGGGGAGCUGCUGGAGCGCAUCCGCCGCAAGCGGCACUUCAGCGAGACGGAGGCCAGCGGCAUCAUGCGCAAGCUGGUGUCGGCGGUCAGCCACAUGCACGACGUCGGCGUGCUGCACCGGGAUCUCAAACCGGAGAACCUGCUCUUCACUGACGAGAGCGAGAGCUCCGAGAUCAAAAUCAUCGACUUUGGCUUCGCUCGCCUCAAGCCGCCCGACAAUCAGCUCCUGAAGACGCCGUGCUUCACCUUGCAGUACGCCGCGCCCGAGAUCCUCAAGUACGACGGCUACGACGAGUCGUGCGAUCUGUGGAGCCUGGGCGUCAUUCUGUACACCAUGCUGUCUGGCCGGGUGCCUUUCCAAUGUCAGGAGCAGAGCCUGACCCACACCAGCGCCGAGGAGAUCAUGAAGAAAAUCAAACAGGGGGACUUCUCCUUUGAAGGCGAGGCCUGGAGGAACGUGUCGCAGCAGGCCAAAGAUCUCAUCCAAGAGCUGCUCACCGUGGACCCGAGCAAGCGGAUCAAGAUGUGCGGCCUCCGCUACAACGCUUGGCUCCAGGGCGACAGCCAGCUGUCUUCCAACCCGCUCAUGACGCCGGACAUCCUGGGCUCGUCCACCGCCUCGGUCCACACUUACGUCAAAGCUACCUUUAACGCGUUCAACAAAUGCAAGCGGGAAGGCUUCCGCCUGCAAACGGUGGAUAAGGCGCCGCUGGCUAAGCGGCGGAAGAUGAAGAAAACCAGCACCAGCACCGACACGCGCAGCAGCUCCGGCGAGAGCACCCACUCCUCGUCGUCCUCGUCGCAGUCGCAGGAGAAGAGCUUUGCCGAGGGGAGCCACCAACCCGCCGAGGGCACGCCGGGCACCACGCCCGUCGGCACGCCCACCGCAACCGACUCGGGGCGGCAGCAGGAGCAGCAGGAGCAGCCGGCGCCUCCCGCCUUUAACUUUUCCGACGGGAAGUGACCACUCUCUUUUCUCCUUUUUUUUUUUUUUUAAAUUGCAUGACAAGCAUGCAACAAGGAGCAGCAACCUCAAUAUCAAGCAAACCUCCUCUAGCAAUAGCUCGUCACCACGUAGAUACAAAAAACACACACACACACACAAACAUAAACUCAAAAACACACACACAUACACAAAGACUGCAACACAUUCACACACACACACACAAUCAAGGACAGGACCAGGAAGGAGUUGUCACAGGGCAAAAAAAAAAAAAAAAAAACAACGCAAGGGCUGCCCUCCUGUCCCGACAUUUCCAGCUUGUAAGCCCCUCCCCCCAACCCCAGUCUUGCGCGAUGGUCCCCGAAAGGUCCAAAGGAAA